AUGGGUCCCGGUUUUGCCCCCUAUAGCGAGUGGCAUUUGACGGAUUGUAGAAUCAUGUGUGCCUCGCAACAGUUCCACAGAACCUACUUCCCACACGAUCCCAUACCAUCAUUGACAAAGUCCACUGCUGAAACCGGCAGGUUACAUCAACCUCGCACACCAAUCUUGAUCUCAAGAAGUGCUCUUUCUGUUGAACGCAUUGCCAACGCGGACUGGUUUUUGAUUCCUCCCCGACGAGCUCUAACAAGCAGCAAGGGGGGCAUUUCCGCACGACCAAAAGACAUCCAUAAAAGUCGCGCUAUCAUCUCUCCUCAGUCCAUGUCUGGCAGAGGCGAGGGAUACUCAUCAACCGCCGCGAGAGCAGCUGACGAAUACGUUUGGCGUCCCCUAUCGUCGUGGGACAAGACCCACGGGAAGAGGUUAAUGCGCCUGAUCUCACCUCAUAAAAUGACGCAUCAAUGGCUGCUGCCGCGAUGCGGUGCUGAGAGUUGGCGGCACAUAGCCGACCCAAGAAAGUCAAUGCUACAUCUGGCCAACAGCAGCAAGCUGUCAAGGAACCCAUCUUCCGUCGUAUCCGGCCCGCACAAGCAUCACCAGCACGGUGACGUAGAUCAGAGUAUAAAUUCCAGCGGCGCAGAGCUGACGAGCGACUCCGGGCCAGGAGUUCUUGAUACGACUCAUAGCAAAGGCACUUCGCGCGCCCGAAGGCGACUGGAGUAUCUAACCACCACCCUUCCGCCCCUCGAAGUCCCGAUCAGCCAAAUCUACUUUUCAGCAGGGCACGACUGGCUACCUUCGCACGACGAUCCUCACGCGGCAAUGCUCAUCGGGGCAGACCUCGAGCAGCGACGUAUCGUACGAGGUGUUCUUGGAUUCAACCGAGGGGUCGCGAAGACAUUCCUUGCGGAAAAUGAGAAUCGGAGGACUGUAAGGGAGGCAUAGUGCGAGGUUUGUACGUGCUCAAUCUACUCCGCGCUGGAAGAAGAUACGAGCGAAAGAGCUCUAACUCGAGGGAGAUAAAAUGUGAUAGAGUGAUGCAGCCUGUAUCUCGGGUUGGAUAUCAGCAGUAGACUCGUCUCCGAUAAAGGAUAGAUGGAAGUUGGUGAUGGAUGCUGUAGGAGAAUGAUGAUUGGUGGAAGUAAAAGAAAGUAAAUAAAGUGUAGGACGCGAGGAUUUAAAAGACCGCGUCGUGCCAUCUG
Molecule: messenger RNA, 1199 nt
Organism: Daldinia decipiens
Lineage: Eukaryota; Fungi; Ascomycota; Sordariomycetes; Xylariales; Hypoxylaceae
Exons: 3
Coding region: 1-942 (313 amino acids)
Source: RefSeq, a predicted model, not a curated record